AUGAGUGGAAACCCAAGCCCAACCCAACAGCCCAUCAUCAAACCCACCACCCUAAAUCCAACGGCCCUCAAUCAAUCCCCUACGCUAUAUAUCCCCGUCUUUUAUUCCUCGCUCCCACCCCCAUCUCCUCUCAAAACCCCUAAUGCUCAACCGAGCCCUAAGCCGCCGCGCCUCCGCAUCACUCAUCAUGACCAGCCAGAUUCAAGAAGGAACCGCGAAGAAGCGCCGGCCAGCAGCGCGGGGCACGGCCGCAUCGGCCAGCACCGCAACGCACCCGGCGGUCGCGGUAACGCGGUAGGCAUUGCACACGCAGGCCGGAUCCUCUUCGACAAGUACCAUCCCGGUUACUUCGGCAAGGUGGGGAUGCGGUACUUUCACCGCCUCCGCAACAAGUUCUACUGCCCGACCGUCAACGUCGAGAAGCUCUGGUCCCUCGUCCCCGACGACGUCAAGGAGCAGAUCAAGGCUGGCAAGGCCCCCUUGGUCGACGUGGGGCAGUUUGGGUAUUUCAAGGUCUUGGGGAAGGGGACGCUGCCCGAGGGGAUGCCCGUGGUUGUGAAGGCCAAGCUCGUGUCGAAGACGGCGGAGAAGAAGAUUAAGGAGAAUGGCGGGGGGNGUCGUGCUCUCGGCUUGACGGGCUGGGGAUCCGAUUUAGGUUUGGUUUUUCCUUUUUUUUUUGAAUGAGUUGUUGUUUAGAUUUUGGACCUGAAUGUUUGUUUGGAGUUUAUGCGGUUAAAAUGAACCUAAUAUGGAUCUAUCUAGCUAAGUGUUUUUAUGAUAUAUUUUGUGUUCUGCAUCAUGGUUGGCUGAUUGUUAGGAUUGGAA
Molecule: messenger RNA, 825 nt
Organism: Asparagus officinalis (garden asparagus)
Lineage: Eukaryota; Viridiplantae; Streptophyta; Magnoliopsida; Asparagales; Asparagaceae
Product: 60S ribosomal protein L27a-2-like
Biological process (GO): translation
Cellular component (GO): cytosolic large ribosomal subunit; ribosome
Molecular function (GO): structural constituent of ribosome
Source: RefSeq, a predicted model, not a curated record